AUGGAGACAGAAGAGAUAAGGCUGCAGUCGGAAAGGUUACCGACUUUGUAUGAAGUUCUAAACAACCAGACGGCCACACCGGUGGAUUCUUGGUCAUUCUACACAUUCUUAUACCAGUACCCAGGUGCGUUAAAUUACAUGGACUUUUGGAUCGAUGUAAUGGCGCAUUUAAGGCUUUGCAAACAGUAUGUGAAGGGAAUAAGGGAAUCUAUGUUUCUGGAAGUGGAAGAGCAUCAGAAAAACCUCGAUAGCAUCAAUGACACGAAAGAAUUUUUCGAUAACAUGGACAGCUGCAGUAAUAGUAGCAGCAAUACUAGUAAACGUUCCAGAGCGGGAAACAGGAAUACUUCUACUAGUAGGCAAAGUGCCACUAGUAUGUUGUUGUUGGAAGCGUUAUUGAACGAGGGGUAUUUGGAUUACCAUGAUAAUAUUAGGGUCAGUCAGUUUUUGAAAAGCGAGACUGGCUCUGAGAGCAUUUCACAAGUGAUGGAAUCACUGUUUGCUACUUCAAAUCAAGAGCAGCGGAUGCUGGGCCAAAUACAGGGCACUACAGAUAACAAACGUCUUUCUGUCAUAUUGGAUGACUAUUUAGUAAAACAUAUGGAUGAUACUCAAAAGCCCAAAAUUACGUCAAAACAAUUAAUUGCAAGCUCAAAUGCUAUUGUUGACAGAUACUUAGUGUUGGAUGAUAGCUUGACUCUGGGAAGGCCAUUGUUUAAUAUUCCGGAACACAUGAGAAUGGAAGCAAUCUCUUUGGUUAAAGAUGAACAAAGAUAUGAUCCUGAUGUGUUUGAACCGCUCAAGAUUCUAGCAUUUCAGUUUUUGGAAAUUUACUGUUUUCCCAAAUUCUUGUCGUCAGUUGCUUUGCACAAUUUGCAGGAUAGUAUUACUCUGUCUUCAAGCUUCAGCGGCUCCCCAUAUUCACAAUGUACAACACUUUCGCGAGUAGCAACCGGCUUUGUAUUUUGGGGGAUCGGAUUUUGGAUUGGCUACAUAUUAAUAUUUCUAAACUACUCUAGAAACAUCCGGGUUGUAACAUUGGCACCUUUCUUCUUAGGAAGUUAUUACAUCAUUUGUGGUAUUUACCACUUGGAUAUUAUAUACACAUUGUUUGGUGUCACCCAAACUCUGGUACCGCCUCCUAAGCUUGAAGAGCCAGAAUUAGGUUAUGAGAAACCCAAACCAACGCGAUCGGCAGAAAUUCCCUUUUUUCUCGCUAUGCUAGGAGCAAGAAAUAGACUUGCGAAAGUCAGACAUCCCUUUGUAUUAUCCAUAAUGCGGAAACGUGCUUGGUGGUGUUUAUUUUUGGUUCUGUUUUUUACUGCUAUUUUAACCGCAAUAUUUUCAGGUGUUCCAUCUACCAGAUUAUAG
Messenger RNA from Eremothecium sinecaudum, 1371 nucleotides. RefSeq names its product Rax1p (gene RAX1). Gene Ontology annotation, cellular component: plasma membrane. Gene Ontology annotation, biological process: intracellular protein localization. Lineage: Eukaryota; Fungi; Ascomycota; Saccharomycetes; Saccharomycetales; Saccharomycetaceae. The transcript has a single exon. The record is from RefSeq and is a predicted model, not a curated record. The coding region runs from base 1 to 1371 and encodes 456 amino acids.